CAAAAUGAGGAAUUAAUUGGCUGUGAAUUAGCUAUGAAAUGCGAUCAUUGAUAUUUGAUACCUUUCCCCUCCAAAAAGAAAUGCGUUAGUUUUAUCAUUUUAUGCACUUUUUCCUCUUUGGGGAAGAGAGAAGAAGACGAAGAAGAGAGAGAGAGAUAAAACCUAAUUAUAAUCUACAAUAACCCUUUCCUCUUUCCCAAAACCCUUAAAAAAAAACCAGAGUGCAAAAAUGGUGGAUUUUGCGCGGGUGCAGAAGGAAUUGCAAGAGUGCAACAGGGAUUUUCAGGUAUCGGGGAUUAAGGUUUCGCCAAUGGCGGAAACAAACCUCGCUCACUUGCUGGGUACAAUCCCUGGUCCACUCGGUACACCCUAUGAAGGCGGCACCUUCAAAAUCGACAUCACUCUUCCCGAUGGUUACCCGUUCGAGCCGCCCAAAAUGAAGUUUGCCACCAAAGUAUGGCAUCCGAAUGUAAGCAGUCAAAGUGGAGCGAUAUGCUUAGAUAUACUGAAAGAUCAGUGGAGCCCGGCACUCACUUUGAAAACCGCACUUCUUUCUGUUCAAGCACUUCUCUCUGCUCCUGAACCCGAUGACCCCCAAGAUGCUGUCGUUGCACAACAGUAUCUUAGAGAUUACCAAACAUUCGUGGGAACUGCUCGUUAUUGGACGGAAUCAUUUGCCAUGACAUCAUCUCUUGGUCUUGAGGAAAAGGUGCAAAAGCUUAUGGAGAUGGGGUUUCCAGAAGCUCAGGUGAGGAGUAGUUUGGAAAGUGCCGGUGGUGACGAAAACUUGGCUCUCGAGAAGCUUUGCUCUGCUUAAUAAAUCAUACAAUUAUAUUCCAUCUAUUUAUAUUUUUGCUGUCUAAAAAGUUCAUUUGCUGCUAUACAGGAAGAUAAAAGAUACUUUGUGUUGAAUACUUGAUACUCUUUUUUGCCAUUUUGAUCACUUUUUCAUUAUCUCUAAUUGCAGUUUAUGGAUUUCACUUUUGUUGUU
This is a messenger RNA of Erythranthe guttata (spotted monkey flower), 991 nucleotides long. It is a transcript of the gene UBC27, whose product is annotated as ubiquitin-conjugating enzyme 27. The record is from RefSeq and is a predicted model, not a curated record. Gene Ontology annotation, molecular function: protein binding. NCBI's taxonomy places the organism in Eukaryota, Viridiplantae, Streptophyta, Magnoliopsida, Lamiales, Phrymaceae.